Molecule: messenger RNA, 658 nt
Organism: Astyanax mexicanus (Mexican tetra)
Lineage: Eukaryota; Metazoa; Chordata; Actinopteri; Characiformes; Acestrorhamphidae
Gene: lamtor5
Product: late endosomal/lysosomal adaptor, MAPK and MTOR activator 5
Exons: 4
Coding region: 125-400 (91 amino acids)
Biological process (GO): positive regulation of TORC1 signaling; cellular response to amino acid stimulus
Cellular component (GO): cytoplasm; Ragulator complex; lysosome
Molecular function (GO): guanyl-nucleotide exchange factor activity
Source: RefSeq, a predicted model, not a curated record
CACGUGCACACAGGGUCAGCUGAUUAGGGUGUAUACAGUGUACAACAGUAGUUAGCCUGUUAGCGGCUCAAUUCCCCUCUGAUUCUCUUUAAUAUUGCAAUCUGCAAUAUUUAUUAUUAUAGUUAUGGAGGCAACGCUGGAGCAGCACCUGGACGACACAAUGAAAAGUCCUUCAAUCGUUGGGGUUUUGUGUACAGAUGCCCAGGGUCAUAAUCUCGGAUGCCGCGGCACCCUGUCUGAUGAGCACGGUGGGGUUGUAUCUGUCCUGGCGAAACAGGCUGCCUCUCUUACUAAAGACCCUACAGACUCUCCCACCGUGUGCCUCGAGUCUGACUCUGGGAAUGUCCUGGUGAGAACACACGGAACCAUCACUGUCGCUGUGCACAAGAUCGUGUCCUGAAGUCUUGUAGUGUUUGAGUUGCUCCCACUGAACAGUAACUCAUGAUCUCUGUCUGUCCUUCCGAUAACUCUUAGCUGCUAUGUGAUACAGGUUUUGCAAUGCUUUUAACAUUUAAUGGGUUUCAGAGAAAUUAAGAAAACUAUAAGUACUCAUUUUGUAUGCUCAUAUUAUGUCCCUGUUUUGAAUGUUUCUGAUAAUGAUGAACUGUUAUUCCUAUUUAAUAUUUUUUUUGCCAUUAAAUAAAUUAUAUAAAAAAAA